UACUUCCACCUGCAGCCUAGGCGACGGUGGCGCGGUUGCCAGGCGACGAGCGAGUCCUGUCAAGGAGACCGCAGCUUUAGCCAUAGCAACAGAUUAAGAAGCCCAGUAAGACCGAUAAAAUAAUUAAAACAUAAAUAAAGACACAAGGUCUCACUGAGGUCGAGUGUAAAGCGUCUGAAAGCAGUUUGCAAUGCCGGGAACAAGCAGCGCUGAUGGGAUCAGACCCCCUCUGCACGAACAGAUUGCAGAGCUGCAGAGGAAAAUACAGCUUCUGGAGGGUGACAGGAAAGCCUAUUACGAGAGCUCCCAAUGGACCAUCAAGAAAAACAAGGAGAGCAUUCUGCAGCUCCGGAAGGAGAACAAACAGUUGCACAAGAAGCUGGCCGAGACGCUGGCAGGAGACGACCGUGUGAUAAAGGAUGCCUUUUGCAACCGCAAUGUUGAGAAGAAUGAACUGCGCAACAAGACUGGAAAGGCUGCGAUUGAGAUCGUGGAUCACAAGGUGUGCGACAAGAUCAAGCGCCUGAACGCGCUGAAGCACGACACGGAGACUCGCCGGCGCCGCCUGCAGGAACUGCAGCGGGAGUACAACAGGAAGGUGCAGGAGAGUCAGGGCUCGUCGCUGGCCCAGGCUGAGAUGGAGGAGUCCAAGAAUGAAGGGGAAAGCCCAGCCGAGCAGCCCCAGCAGAAUCUGCGCUCUCUGGAGAACCGGCUGGAGAAGGCUCAGCUGAAAUGCCAGGAAGCCGAGCACAUCAUGAAGGUCUACCUGAAACUGAAGGACCAUCUCCAGGAGGAGAGCCUGACCUUCCAGAAUAAGCUGGACAGCAUGGAGGCUGAGAUUCUACGCCAGAGACAGGAGCUGAGAGAGCUGCAGGUCAUGAACAGCGAUGCACAGCUCUCCAAGGACAGAGCCAAGGCUGAGCUGCAGCACCAGGAGGAGGUGGUGUACAGAGAGCGGCGGCAGAGAGACAAGAUCCUGAACGAGUUGAGGAAGCAGGCUGAGGAGAGGAAAGCCCAGGCUGAGCGCGUGGAGAGGAGGGCUCAGCGUGCGAUUAUGCAGCCGGACGAUCAGAGCACAGAGGCUCAGCGCAGCGGCGUCGAGGAAGAGAACACCGUCACCACCUUUGAGGAGGCCUUCGAGCGCAUCAAAGAGGCAACUGGGGUCACCAACACACAGGAGGUGGUGGAGCGAUUCGUCUCGCAGGGAGACACCCAGCGCCACCUGGAGCUGCUGAAGGCGGAGAAUGAGAAGACUCUGGAGCGGCUGAAGGAGGAGAGGGAGAAGCUGCGGGCAGACUUCCAGGAGAUGAAGUACUCGGGCGAGGCCAAGCUCUCCAGUGGUCAGCAGAUGCUGGAGGAGUUUGCUUCUCACCUGCGAGAGGAGGAGAAGCGCAGAGACGAGGCCAGAGAGCGUCUGGACAGACUGAGCCGAGUCCUGAGCACCGUGCGGGCCGGAGUGGAGCACCUGCGGGACAAGCUGCAGCACGUCAAGAUCCCCAGGGGCCACGUGCCAGCGGCCCAGCUCCCCCCCUCUUCAGAGGAAUAUGUGCUGGAGCUGCUGUCUGUGUCCGAGCAGAAGCUGCUGCAGCUACUGGAGGAGCUGCAAGGCAAAGAUCUGAACGGCAUCCUGAAAGAGAUGGAAGAGGAGGAGUUCAACGCCAGCAUUGAAGGCAAGCUGCCAGCAUACAACAUGAGGAUCACGCUGCCAGAGUCCCACAAGCAGGACCUGUUUGACGAAGACGACGAGAGCAGCGAUGAGGACCCUGACGUCAUCUCUCGCACCAUGCUGAAGCGACAGUCCCAGCAAAUCAUAGACUCCCGGACCAAGAGAAAGGCACGCCCCAAGAAGAAAAAGGGCAAGCAGUAGGGUGGCUGGGCAGCACAGAGAACCAGGGGGAGGGCUCUGCUAAAUGUCUCAAGCGUUGUGUUUUCAAACACGCUCGCUGGUUAAAGAUACCUGUUUCCACGCCGUGCUUUCAGACAGUGCUUCCCUUGCAUGCUCUUUUCACACGGAGACAGCCCCCCCACCCCUUCACCGGUUUCUUUCCAGCUGAUUCCCCUGCUGACUGACAUGCUUCCAGCCAGUAACAUGACCCUGGAGACACAGCCCUGGUGAAGUGACCCAGGAAGUGGAAGCUGUGCUGAGAAUAAGGAAGAGCAACUGAGAAGUUUCUUUAGUACCAAAUAUCCAGUUUUUAAAAUGAAAAAACAAAACAUGUGCGCUGUAACAUUUCAUUCAGAGCAUGUGAGACCCCUGUAGCUAAUAAGUGUAAACUGGGUAAGAUUCAUAGAAUUAUUUUGUUAGCUGUAAAAAUCUACAAGUGUACAAAUUAAACUGAUGAGUAAAGGUAAACACAGUAUGUAUUUCAGGAGUGUUGUUAUUAAAGUUUUUGGAAAUCUUCA
This is a messenger RNA of Polyodon spathula (Mississippi paddlefish), 2403 nucleotides long. It is a transcript of the gene odad3, whose product is annotated as outer dynein arm docking complex subunit 3. Lineage: Eukaryota; Metazoa; Chordata; Actinopteri; Acipenseriformes; Polyodontidae. Gene Ontology annotation, biological process: cilium movement; outer dynein arm assembly. The record is from RefSeq and is a predicted model, not a curated record. The transcript has 14 exons. Gene Ontology annotation, cellular component: cilium. Bases 191 to 1867 code for a protein of 558 amino acids.